CUAAGCAUGGACUCGGACCCACCAUUCCACAAGGCUUACAAGUCCUUUUUCAACAACGCCAGUACCACCACCACCACUACCAAUGACAACUAUAACAAAGAGAGCAUAGACCAGGAUGUCAUGAAGGUAAUCGUCGAGGAAUGCGAGCUACCACUGAUUGAUAUGCGGCGACUAGAGCUUGGGGACUCCGAGAGAGAGGAGUGCAAGUCGGAGAUAGCUAGGGCAUCGCAGGAGUGGGGAUUUUUUCAGGUUUUGAACCAUGGAGUUUCAAGCGAGCUUUUGCAGAAGAUGAAGAGUGAGCAAGAGAAGGUGUUCAAACAAUCAUUUGACAAGAAAAGCCAAGAACAGAAGUAUUUUAACUUCUCAGCAGGAACUUACCGUUGGGGAAGUCCUAUGGCCACAACCCUGAGACAGUUAUCAUGGUCUGAAGCUUUCCACAUUCCACUCAACAAGGUCUCUCCCUCUUCGACUGCUGGUCUCGACAAUCUCAGCUCAACAAUGGAACAGUUUGCCGCAACAGUUUCUAGUCUGGCACUGAAAUUAGCUGAAAUUUUGGCCGAGAAACUGGGACACAAACCGACGUUCUUCCACGAAAAUUGUAAGCCAAGUACUUGCUAUCUGCGGAUGAACAGAUACCCACCAUGUCCAAUCCCUUCCGAGGUAUUCGGUUUGAUGCCACACACUGACAGUGACUUUCUCACUAUAUUGCAUCAAGACCAGGUUGGGGGUUUGCAAUUGGUUAAAGAUGAUCGAUGGAUCGCAGUCAAGCCUAAUCCAGAAGCUCUGAUAAUCAACAUUGGGGAUUUAUUUCAGGCCUGGAGCAACAAUGUCUACAAGAGUGUUCAACAUCGAGUUGUGACAAAUUUGCAAGUUGAACGAUUCUCCACUGCUUACUUCUUUUGUCCGUCUUAUGAAACCAUGAUAGAGAGUUGCUGCGAGCCUUCAGUUUAUAGAAAAUUCAGCUUUGGGGAAUAUCGACAUCAAGUCCAAGAGGAUGUUAAACAAAUGGGUUCUAAAAUUGGCCUUCCUAGGUUUCUUGUAUAAUUAGUCACUACUACACAUGAAUUUUAAUUGCUAGCUAGUACAAUUAGGAUAUGUGCGUCUAUAUCUACGUGGGGGAAUGGAAGGGGUAUGAAAAUCAGAUUGUCUAAGCCUAGGUUCAUGUUGAAAAAUGAAGGGUGAUGGUG
Molecule: messenger RNA, 1187 nt
Organism: Argentina anserina (silverweed cinquefoil)
Lineage: Eukaryota; Viridiplantae; Streptophyta; Magnoliopsida; Rosales; Rosaceae
Product: gibberellin 2-beta-dioxygenase 8
Exons: 3
Coding region: 7-1044 (345 amino acids)
Molecular function (GO): 2-oxoglutarate-dependent dioxygenase activity
Source: RefSeq, a predicted model, not a curated record